This is a messenger RNA of Protobothrops mucrosquamatus (brown spotted pit viper), 1358 nucleotides long. It is a transcript of the gene ARFRP1, whose product is annotated as ADP ribosylation factor related protein 1. The transcript is spliced from 8 exons. Gene Ontology annotation, cellular component: Golgi apparatus. The coding region runs from base 118 to 723 and encodes 201 amino acids. The record is from RefSeq and is a predicted model, not a curated record. Gene Ontology annotation, molecular function: GTPase activity; GTP binding. Lineage: Eukaryota; Metazoa; Chordata; Lepidosauria; Squamata; Viperidae. Gene Ontology annotation, biological process: intracellular protein transport; protein localization to organelle; Golgi to plasma membrane protein transport.
UUCCCAGGCUACCCCUGGGCACGAGCAGGGCAGACUGAGGAAGAAGCCCAUAAGGAAGGCGGCGAGUAGGAGCCGUUAACCGAAUUCGCCCCCCUUUUGUAAAGUGCCCGGAGCACAAUGUACACACUGCUUUCCGGGCUUUACAAGUAUAUGUUCCGGCGAGAUGAAUACUGCAUCUUAAUCCUGGGAUUGGACAAUGCUGGAAAAACGACCUUUCUUGAACAGACGAAAACGAGAUUCAACAAGACCUACAAAGGGAUGAGUUUAUCUAAAAUCACAACCACUGUCGGUUUGAACAUUGGCACCAUAGACGUCGGGAAAGCUCGGCUGAUGUUUUGGGACCUAGGGGGACAGGAAGAGCUUCAAUCUCUUUGGGACAAGUAUUACGCAGAGUCCCAUGGUAUCAUUUAUAUAAUCGACUCCACCGAUGAGGAGAGGCUGUCGGAAUCCAAGCGAGCUUUUGAAAAGAUGAUAACCAAUGAAGUUCUGGAAGGCGUUCCUUUGCUGGUUCUCGCUAACAAACAAGAUAUAGAGGACUGCGUGUCGAUUCCCGACAUCAAGACGGCCUUCAGUGACUGCAUCAACAAAAUUGGGAAGAGGGACUGCUUGACCCAAGGGUGUUCUGCCCUCACUGGAAAAGGCAUCAACGAAGGGAUCGAGUGGAUGCUAAAGUGCGUGUUGAGGAACAUUCAUCGUCCCCCGAGGCAGAAGGACAUCACCUAGGAGAACCAGCCAGCGGUCGCCGUGCCGGACACUUUUGCCCUUCCCAGAGACUCUUUGCCUCAUUCUCUUCCCCUUUGUUUCUCCUCCCCUCUCUCUGUCCCUCAAGGACGCUCCUGGGACCCCCGAAUCAAAGACACGUUUGUCCUCGCCUUGGGGUCUUGCAAGAGCCCUCAUCCAUCGGGAAGAACUGGAACAGGACCUCCUUUCCUUCGUGCUCUUUCCCGCCUCCUGAGCAUGGUGUGGGAUGGGGCGAUUGAUGUUCCACAUAAUGCACAGGGGCGCAUCUCUCCUUUUUUUUUUUUUUUUGCAAAACUAUCAACCUGUUGGGUGGGUGGGGGGAUUGAAGACUUCUGGGUCUACUUGAUCAAACGGAGCCACGGAAUACGGGAGAUCCCGUUUCCCAGCGAUCUUCCGGGUUGUUCCAUAAUCUGAUUUUGCACUUGGGUGGAAAAGGACAAUCGGCAGUGGGGGAACGGACUCUUAUAGCAAAUGUACAGAAAUGUACAGCUCACAAAUGCUGCAGUUGGAGAGAAAGAGAGAGAGAGAAAGAGGGAUCACUGCCGGAACACUCUAUCCAGUUUUGUCCCCUCGGUUCCUAGAUUUGUGCACAGGAUUAAAACUGAUUUCUUGUCUUU